AUGGGACCGAUUGGCACCAUCCCAUUCAUCAGAUCUGCUCCCUCUAAAAAUCGCAAUACUGCUCCAUUACAGCUCCAAGGAGUGCUGUGGUGCGCGCGGGGGCUGCGAGGGGACACCAUCCUGUGCCACCAGAAUCCAGUUACAGGACUGCUUUCAGCCAGCAUUGAUCACAAAGAUGCUUGGGUCCGGGACAACAUCUACAGUAUUCUGGCUGUGUGGGGCCUGGGAAUGGCUUAUCGGAAGAAUGCAGACCGGGAUGAGGAUAAAGCCAAAGCCUAUGAACUUGAGCAGAAUGUUGUGAAACUGAUGCGGGGACUUUUGCAGUGUAUGAUGAGACAGGUGGACAAAGUAGAGAAAUUCAAACACACACAGAGUACCAAGGACUGCUUGCAUGCCAAAUAUAACUCAGCCACUUGUGCCACAGUGGUUGGGGAUGACCAAUGGGGACAUCUACAGGUAGAUGCAACUUCCCUUUUCCUGCUCUUCCUAGCACAGAUGACUGCAUCAGGGUUGCGGAUUAUAUUCACCCUUGAUGAGGUUGCGUUCAUACAGAAUCUUGUUUUUUACAUUGAGGCAGCUUACAAAGUAGCUGAUUAUGGAAUGUGGGAACGUGGGGAUAAAACCAACCAGGGGAUCCCAGAACUGAAUGCAAGCUCUGUGGGAAUGGCCAAAGCAGCACUGGAAGCAAUUGAUGAACUAGAUCUUUUUGGAGCUCAUGGAGGGCACAAGUCAGUGAUCCAUGUCCUUCCUGAUGAAGUUGAACACUGCCAGUCUAUUCUAUAUUCCAUGUUGCCAAGAGCUUCCACAUCAAAGGAGAUUGAUGCUGGGCUUCUGUCCAUUAUUUCUUAUCCAGCUUUUGCAGUGGAGGAUGUGAACCUCGUUAAUGCAACGAAAAAUGAAAUCAUAGCCAAACUGCAAGGACGUUACGGCUGUUGUCGUUUCCUUCGUGAUGGUUAUAAAACACCAAAAGAGGAUCCAAACAGGUUACAUUAUGACCCGGCUGAGCUCAAGCUCUUUGAGAAAAUAGAAUGUGAGUGGCCAGUCUUCUGGACCUAUUUCCUAAUUGAUGGAAUCUUCAAUGGGGAGAAGAUUCAGGUACAAGAAUACAGAGAGGCCCUUGAAGGUGUACUUAUUAGAGAAAAGAAUGGCAUUCUUCUGGUGCCAGAGCUGUAUGCUGUCCCUCCUGAUAAGGUGGAUGAGGAGUAUAAAAAUCCUCACUCAGUGGAUCGUGUCCCAGUUGGAAAAUUGCCUCAUCUGUGGGGCCAGUCUUUAUAUAUCCUUGGUUGUUUGUUAGCAGAGGGAUUUCUAGCUCCAGGUGAAAUUGAUCCUGUAAAUAGGAGAUUUUCCACUUCUUUUCAACCUGAUGUUGUGGUACAAGUUACUGUUUUGGCAGAAUCCAAUGAAAUUAAGAAAAUCUUGAAGCACCAUGGAAUCAAUGUGCAGAGCAUUGCUGACAUCCACCCAAUGAGAGUACAGCCCGCACGAAUCCUGAGUAACCUGUAUACCAAGCUUGGGAGGAACAAGAACAUGAAAUUGAGUGGGCGACCAUACCGACACAUUGGUGUGCUUGGAACCUCCAAAUUGUACGUGAUAAGGAAUCAAAUAUUUACUUUUACCCCUCAGUUUACAGAUCAGCAUCAUUUCUACCUGGCUCUAGACAAUCGGAUGAUUGUGGAGAUGCUCAGAACAGAGCUGGCAUACCUCACCUCAUGUUGGAGGAUGACAGGAAGACCAACCCUGACUUUUCCCAUCACUCAUACAAUGCUCAUUGAUGAUGGUUCUGACAUUCAUCCAUCAGUUCUUGCCAGCGUAAGAAAAUUAGAGGAUGGAUAUUUUGGAGGGGCUAGGGUGAAGCUAGGCCAACUGUCAGAAUUUCUUACCACAUCAUUCCAUACGUAUUUGAGCUUCCUGGAUCCAGACUGUGAUGGAAAGCUCUUUGAUGAUCAUAGUGAAGACUAUUAUAGUUCUGAAAGUGGAUAUGAAUGUGAAGGCUAUCCAGAAGAUUUCUAUGAUAAAGAAAGCCAGGAUGAGCUGGACCAGUACAUCAAUGAUAUGCUGCAAAGUACAGCACUCAAGUCAUACCUGCCUCCACUCUCAAGGACUGCUGAUCACCCUCAUGUGUUCAGUGCUGGACAUUCCACGCAGGAGAUCUUGUCAAUCAUGGCCAAAGCAAAGGGGUUGGAUAUUCCAAAUGUUUCCAUGUCUCUCCCCACCAAAGUUUUAAACACUCACCGGAAAUCUCUCAAUCUAGUUGAUUCCCCACAUCCACUUAAAUUAAAGGAUCCUGAAGCUGUUUUACAUUUACCCAAAGAUGCUCAUGGUGAUUUGGAUUGUGAGAAAUUAGUUGAACAGUUGAAGGAGUGUCCAACACUACACGAUCAAGCAGAUAUAUUAUAUAUCUUGUACUUAAUGAAAGGUCCUGACUGGAAUACAGAGCUAAAUGGACAGUAUGGAGUCACUGUUCGUUGUCUGCUUAAUGAGCUCUACAGCAAGGCAGGCCUGAAUCAAGAGUGGGGUUUGAUCCGAUACAUUUCUGGCAUGCUAAAAAAGAAAGUGGAAGUCCUGGCUGAGGCUUGCACAGACCUCCUGUCACACCACAAACAGCUCACCGUAGGCCUUCCGCCUGAGCCUCGAGAAAAAACCAUCACUACGCCUUUGUCACCUGAUGAGCUAACAAAUCUAAUUUACGAAGCCAGCGGACAAGACAUCAGUAUUGCAGUUCUUACACAGGAAAUAAUGGUGUAUUUGGCAAUGUAUGUUAGGUCACAGCCCAGCCUUUUUGCAGAGAUGCUCAGGCUCCGUAUUGGAUUAAUAAUUCAGGUGAUGGCCACUGAGCUGGCUCGGAGUCUAAACUGUUCAGGUGAAGAAGCUUCAGAAAGCUUAAUGAAUCUAAGCCCCUUUGAUAUGAAAAACCUUCUGCAUCAUAUUCUGAGUGGAAAAGAGUUUGGUGUGGAAAGAAGCAUGCGACCUCUAGAUUCCACUUCAUCCAGCCCUGCAAUUUCCAUUCAUGAAAUGGGCCACACUGGAGCAACUAAAACAGAGAGGAGUGGCAUUAAUAGACUAAAGAGUGAAAUGAAACAGUUCUUUUAUGGGGGCCAUUCCAUGACCAGCAGCAUACACGCUUCCAGGUCAACGAAGGGCAGUAGUCCAUCGUCUCCCACUAGUACUUCGUCCCUUACGGGGACUAGUGUAAAUAUCAGCUGGGAUGAUCGUCAAGGGCAGUGGCUCCGCAGAAGAAGGCUUGAUGGUGCCAUUAAUAGAGUUCCUGUUGGGUUCUAUCAAAAAGUCUGGAAAAUCCUUCAGAAGUGCCACGGGCUGUCCAUUGAUGGCUAUGUUCUUCCUUCUUCAACUACGCGAGAGAUGACCCCUUGUGAAAUCAAGUUUGCUGUGCAUGUGGAGUCCGUGCUGAAUCAUGUACCCCAGCCUGAGUAUAGGCAGCUGCUGGUGGAAGCUAUUCUUGUUCUCACACUGCUGUCGGAUGUAGAUGUGUCUAGCAUUGGGGGCAUCAUCCAUGUGGAUCGAAUAGUGCAGAUGGCUAACGAUCUGUUUCUUCAGGACCAGAAAUCAUUUGGAGCAACCGAAGGCCUUCUGGAGCAAGACCUGGCCACAGGAAUAUGCCUCUUCUUCUACGACAGCGCUCCAAGUGGAGCGUAUGGAACAAUGACAUACCUAACAAAGGCUGUAGCCUCAUAUUUACAGGACUUCCUGCCUAGCACAGGCUGCCUGAUGCAAUAACUUAUACUACAAAAUGAGGGAAAACAGUAGAGCUGAAGAAGCUCUUUUUCCUUUCCCUAUCGGAAGUGUUUUUGCAAUUACUGUCUGUGUACUACCUCAGCAGUAAACACCACUCAUCAGAACGUGUGAACA
Alligator sinensis (Chinese alligator) is the source of this 3867-nucleotide messenger RNA. RefSeq names its product phosphorylase kinase regulatory subunit alpha 2 (gene PHKA2). Gene Ontology annotation, biological process: glycogen metabolic process. Gene Ontology annotation, molecular function: calmodulin binding. Gene Ontology annotation, cellular component: phosphorylase kinase complex. The transcript is spliced from 33 exons. NCBI's taxonomy places the organism in Eukaryota, Metazoa, Chordata, Crocodylia, Alligatoridae. The coding region runs from base 1 to 3735 and encodes 1244 amino acids. The record is from RefSeq and is a predicted model, not a curated record.